AAGUCAAACAUACGGUUUGCGUUGUAAGAGACAAAAAAUACACAAAGCAUUAGAUAUUUCCUGAAAUCGAUGUGCGUGGAGGUUUGAUGUUUCGGACUGUCGCUGUCAGCGGAGCCUCCCACAGAGAGUCAUGUUAUGAUGGUGCUGCGGAGGUUACUGAGGAAGCGCUGGGUGCUGGGAGUAGUCUUCGGACUGUCUCUCAUCUACUUUCUCACCAGCACACUCAAACAGGAGGAGCGGACCAUACGGGACCGCACACUCUUGGAGGCCAAAGAUUCAGACCACCGCAUCCCCUGGAAAGUCCGUUUUAACCUGGGCAACAGCAGCCGGCAGAUGACUCAGUGUAGAAACUCCAUUCAGGGCAAGACGCUGCUCACAGACGAAUUGGGUUAUGUCUGUGACAGGAAAGACUUGCUGAUUAACGGCUGCUGUAACGUCAAUGCUCCCAGCACCAGACAGUACAUCUGUAAGAGCUGCCUAGCCAACGGCUGCUGUAGCAUCUAUGAGUACUGCGUGUCUUGCUGCCUCCAGCCCGAUAAGCAACUUCUUCUUGAGCGCUUCCUGAAUCGUGCAGCCGAAGGCUUCCAGAAUCUCUUCACUGCUGUGGAGGACCAUUUUGAGCUGUGCCUGGCCAAGUGUAGGACAUCUUCACAAAGCGUUCAACACGAGAACACGUACAGAAAUCCUCAAGCAAAGUACUGCUACGGAGAGAGUCCUCCAGAGCUCCUUCCUGUGUGAGCGUCGGCCUUCAUUCUCUGAAUAAGGAAGAAAAGGAACAACAGUGGGACAAUAAAGCAUCCCUCUUUGGACACAAAUGGUGCUUGGAGAAGAGAUUCUCAAAUAAAAACUGUUAUUUUGGACAUGUUUGCAUUAUAGUGGCAAAGAUAUUUAGAUAACCAGGAUCAAACUCAAACUGGACACAUGCUGUACAUGAUUUGAUUAUUUUACACUUCAUAAGUGCAUUGACGCGUCAUACAUUCAUCCCUGAUGAUCAUCAGGUCUACAUAGCUGGCAGCUCAACCCCAAGAACUCACUUCAAACCAGUCCAAGUCAUGGCUUCAUCCACAGUAAAGGAAGGAAACAGCUAUUGUAUGUUUAAUGUGACACUUUUAAAAGCCGCUAAGAAUGUGUCAUUACUUCUGUGUCUCAGUGCAUGUCUGUGAAACUAUUUAAUACAAAAUAAACGUGACUGUGAAAUGAUA
Labrus mixtus (cuckoo wrasse) is the source of this 1202-nucleotide messenger RNA. RefSeq names its product SREBF pathway regulator in golgi 1 (gene spring1). The record is from RefSeq and is a predicted model, not a curated record. Gene Ontology annotation, biological process: positive regulation of SREBP signaling pathway. The coding region runs from base 136 to 738 and encodes 200 amino acids. NCBI's taxonomy places the organism in Eukaryota, Metazoa, Chordata, Actinopteri, Labriformes, Labridae. The transcript is spliced from 5 exons.